GGGAGGCUCCGAGCGUCAUGGCGGCUUCUGGCCCGCUCCCGGGGACGCCGGACCUGGCCACGUUGUGCGCCAAGUUGCAGGGGCUGAUGCGCUUCCUGAGAGAAGCCCUGCCUAUUUCCAACGCGCACACGGUGGAUUUCUACACGGAGUCCGUGUGGAAGCAACAGGUCGACUUGCCCCCGGACACGGUGCUGGCGGUGCUGAGGGAGUCGGCAGCCCAGGCGCGGCCCUCGGAAGCGCGCCCCCUGCUGGAAGGCGAGAGGGGAGCAGAUAUUAAAGAUUUCCCCAAAAUAUUUUGUGAAACUUCCCAGAAGUUGGUGAGUGUGGAAGCCUUUGCUAUGACUGCGAAGUAUUAUUCUAUACAAAACUUGGGAAUUUGUACUCCUAUUGAGCAGUUAUUAGUAACCCUUGGAGGAAAUAAAAAACAGAGAACUGGUGAAAAUGUGAAACCCGAUGAGUUUAUGAAUGUAAAAAAGUCUCAUGAAGUUCAAGCAAUGUCUGAGCUGAUCAAUAGUCUUGCUGAUUACUGUGGAAUAAAGCAGGUAAUUGAUGUAGGUUCUGGAAAAGGUUACCUGAGCUCCUUUUUGUCCCUGAAAUAUGGCUUAAAAGUUUAUGGAAUUGAUUCCUCAAAUACUAACACUCAUGGAGCCGAGGAAAGAAACAGGAAAUUGAAGAAGCACUGGAAGGUCCAUCAUACUUCAUCACAAUUAGAUGUCAGUGGACUGGACUUGAAAAUGGCAAAAGAAAGGAAAGUACAUGAUGAAAUUAAACACAGAGCAUAUAAUGAAAGAGAGAGUAACAGCUAUCCUGCAAAUCAAGAAAAGAUGUUUACCUCAGACUUUCUGCCACAGAUUUCAGGCUCUGUCAUUUCUAACAUCAGAAACAAAAAGGAAAAUCUACAUGUUUAUUCAUAUCAAGGGGAAAAUUUGUGUUUUGAAAAAGCCUUUUCUCUUAUAGACCUUUUGCCUGUAAAUGCUAUAGAACCUACUUCUUUGUCCCAAACACCCAACAGAAAAAUGUCCAAAGCACAUAAAGAGAGAAGAAAGACUACAUCAAAGUUGAAUGAACCAACUAUAUAUUCACCUUUAACAUCUUUUAUCACUGCUGAUUCAGAGCUACAUGAUAUUAUUAAUGAUCUGGAGGAUUGUUUGAUGGUAGGUCUGCAUACUUGUGGUGAUCUUGCUCCAAAUACCCUGCGAAUAUUCACUUCCAAAUCUGAAAUCAAGGGAGUUUGCAGUGUGGGAUGCUGCUACCAUCUCUUAUCUGAAGAGUUUGAAUAUCCACUUAAAGACUGUAUCCAAGAAAAGUGGGGAUUUCCAAUGUGCCACUACUUAAAAGAAGAGAAAUGGUGCUGUGGUCGUAAUGCCAGAAUGUCAGCAUGUUUGGCACUGGAGCGGGUUGCUGUUGGCCAGGGGCUGCCUACUGAAUCACUGUUCUACCGUGCGGUCCUUCAGGAUAUUAUUAAAGAUUGCUAUGGCAUCACCAAAUGUGAUCGGCAUGUUGGUAAAAUUUAUUCCAAGUCCUCUUCUUUUCCGGAUUAUGUCAGAAAGUCUUUAAAGAAGCUUGGAUUAGAUGAAUCCAAGUUGCCAGAGAAAAUCAUAAUGAACUACUAUGAGAAAUAUAAACCUCGGAUGAAUGAACUAGAAGCUUUUAAUAUGUUGAAGGUUGUUCUGGCUCCUUGUAUAGAAACAUUGAUUCUUCUAGAUCGACUUUGCUACCUGAAAGAGCAGGAAGAUAUUGCAUGGUCUGCACUUGUGAAGUUGUUUGAUCCUGUGAAAUCUCCUAGAUGUUAUGCAGUUGUUGCUCUGAAGAAGCAGCAUUGAUUUCGCUUGAUGCAAGAUUUUAGAUGGCUCUGUUUGGGGAAAAUAUUGCUAUUCUUUUCUCAACAUUUAUGUCAUUCUAUGUAGAUACUGAAAUUUUUGCUAUAUAUUUUAAAUAAAAAAGAA
Molecule: messenger RNA, 1946 nt
Organism: Sorex fumeus (smoky shrew)
Lineage: Eukaryota; Metazoa; Chordata; Mammalia; Eulipotyphla; Soricidae
Gene: METTL25
Product: methyltransferase like 25
Exons: 12
Coding region: 18-1823 (601 amino acids)
Source: RefSeq, a predicted model, not a curated record